Ichthyophthirius multifiliis is the source of this 1845-nucleotide messenger RNA. RefSeq lists its product as hypothetical. Lineage: Eukaryota; Ciliophora; Oligohymenophorea; Hymenostomatida. The transcript has 6 exons. The record is from RefSeq and is a predicted model, not a curated record. Gene Ontology annotation, molecular function: ATP binding; ATP hydrolysis activity.
AUAAAUAAAAAAAAUUUCUAAAUUUAAAGUAUGUAAAAAAAUGUAUAAAAAUAAAUUACAUCUGAAUAAAAUGAAAACAUUCUUAAUUUAUCUGAUAUGGCUGAAAACGAAGAACUGAUUAAGCACGAUAUUGAAUAGCCAAUUCUUCAUGGUUUAAUUCACACUAUAACUUUCAGUGGUUUUUUCCAUUCAAUAUCUUUAAAUCUCAUAACAACCUUAAUGUCUUAUUCUCAUUCUUAAUAUCAUAUAUUAUUGUUUUCUUUAGGAGGUAUUUUUGGUCUUGUAUUGAGUUAUGGUUUAACUUUAAACACAUCUAAACGAACGAUAAUAUAACUAUCCGACUUUAUGUAUUUAUUGGGAAUAUUAUCAACCUUUAUUACUUAUAGUUAUUAUUAUAUUUGUUCUUUUUUUUUAGGCUUUUCUAUGGGUUUAUGUAUUUUCGCUUUACUUUUGGAUAUAAAAGAAAUUAUUCCACAUAGUUCAUAUUUAGCUAAACAUAUGUCAUUAUAUUAAAUUUAUUUCUGUAUAGGAUUAAUGGCUAGUUAAUUAGUAAAAUUAAACCUCUAAAAUGUAUACGAAGCUGAUUAAAAAUCUACUUUUGACGUCCAUUCCUUUGAUAGAGGUCAAAUAGCUUUCCUAUUAACCAGUAUGGGCCUUAUAAUAAUAAGAUUUAUUCUUUUAUCAACUAAAUUUAGGAUGUCUACUCCAUUCGAAAUAAUAAGAUUCCAUUAAUCUAAGUCUAAAUUUCAAACAAGUGUCCAUAAGAUGUAUAACGUUGAAAACGAAGUCCAUUUAAGGGAGAAUCUAGUUCAUAAAUACAAAAAGGAAUACAUAAAAAGCGAAAGAUAAAAUAAUCCAAGAUUCUGGAAGUAAGUUUUGGAAGGAUUUCUUCUUUGUUUUUUUUAGUAAGCUUGCGGAUGUUAAAUUUUCAUGAAUACACAAGAACUUUCUAUUGAAGACAUAAAAAAUAAAGUUUAGACUCCAGGAUAGACUUGGCUUGUAAGUAUAACUGGAUUAUGUUCCUUAAUAGCUGGACUAUAGGAAGUAAAAUCGACUCUAAAAGAAUGUAUAAUAUAUCCAUCUUUACGUCCUGAUAUAUUUCAGGGAAUCAGAGCACCACCAAGAGGAAUUUUACUAUAUGGACCUCCUGGAAAUGGAAAAACUUUAAUUGCUAAAGCUGUUGCAACAGAAUGCAAAGCUGUAUUUUUUAAUUUAAGUGCUAGUAGUAUAGUAUCUAAAUAUAUGGGGGAAGGUGAAAAAUUAAUAAAAGCGUUAUUUGAAUGUGCUUAUAUAAAUUAACCUUCAAUUAUUUUUAUUGAUGAAAUAGAUAGUAUAUUAAAAUAAAGAAGUGAAAAUGAACACGAAGCUAGUAGAAGAAUAAAAACUGAAUUUCUUAUAUAAUUAGACGGAGCAAACACUUCAGAUUAAGAUAGAAUUACUAUAAUUGCAGCUACAAAUUGUCCAGAAUAAAUUGAUUCUGCUGCUUUUAGAAGAUUUACAAAAAGAAUUCUUAUUAAUGUACCAGAUAUAGAAGCUAGAAUUUAAUUAAUUUAAUUAAAUUUAAAAGGAACUUAACACACAUUAAAUGAAAAAUAGAUAUAAGAAUUAUCUAAGUAAUUAUAAGGAUAUAGUUGCAGUGAUAUCAAAGCUUUAGUAAAAGAAGCUUGUAUGGCUCCAUUAAGAAAAUUCGAUUAAAAUAAUUUAAUAAGUAUUUAAAUAGAAUAAAUUGAUAAAGUUUCAUUGUAAGAUAUGUAAAAAGCAAUGUAAACUGUACCUCCUAGUUUAUAAAAAAAAGAGUUGGAAUAUUUUUAAAAUUUAAAUAAGAAGUUUAAUUAAUUAAUAUGA